AUGACGAUCCUGAUCCCGGUGGUCUACGACAUCUGUGUGGAGCUGAACUACGGGGCCGCUAUGUCCGGUCUGGUGUUGGGUUCCCAUUUGGCUUUGCAGCCCGUGGGCCUCUUCCUAGGACGCCUGGUGACCAGCCAGCCCUAUGCGCGGCAGCGUGAGGCACAGCGCAAGUCCCUGGUCUGUGCGGUUGUGAGCUUCACAGCCGAGCGGGCCUUCACGAGCAGCGCCAUAGAAGUAGCCACCGGCCUGAUUCUGGAGACGCAGUAUGAGUGGAAGGUGCAAGCCAUCGGCUUCGUGAUGGGUGCGGUCUUCGCGGGUACGGUCGUGAUGGGUUGCCUGGCCCUGUUCGUUCGAGGGCGGUGGGUGUCAGAUCGCCAUCUCAUGAUGAUCUUGGCCGUUGCCAGUACCUUGGGGUCACUUUUCUUUGUUGAUUGGGCAGGUGUUGGUGGUCCACAUUCGGCCUUGCUGCUUCUAGUCGCGGACAUCCUCAACUUUACCUGCAUGUUCCAACUCUCCGGAUUUAUGGAUGGUGUUGCCAUGCAAGCCGCGGUCCCAGAUUCCCUCUGCAGCUUGCAGAACUACAUCGUCUUGAAGCAGCUGGCGAUCUUCAUUCCGCGAGCCUUGGCACCGCCUCUUGUGCGAUAUGUGAUCGCAGCCUUGGGGCGGAAUGCCUACGCUGCGGCGCAGAUCGCCCUGACCCUCACCGCUGUGACCAGCGUGGGUUUCGUGGCCCCCUUUGCCAAAGAAGCAAAAGGAGAAGAGCCCCCAUCCAAGCUUCCCUUGCAGCCGGAGAAGAUGCAAACGCCACAAUGCAAAGUGGGCGGAGAUUUCCCGUCACUGGAGCCAGAACUUCCCGCCUCCUCGUCGCAAGAGGAUGAGGAUGGGUACUCCUGGGAUGAGGAGAGGAUAUCGGCAACCGGCUUGAGUGCUUCCAGCGUCCUACAUCUUAGUCAUCCGAAGUACUUCAGCCAAUGGCUCCUGCUCCUGAUGUUGCUGCUCUCCACGGUGGACAUGACGAUCCUGAUCCCGGUGGUCUACGACAUCUGUGCGGAGCUGCGCUACGGGGCCGCCAUGUCCGGUCUGGUUUUGGGUUCCCAUUUGGCUUUGCAGCCCGUGGGUCUCUUCCUGGGUCGCCUGGUGACCAGCCAGCCCUAUGAGCGGCAGCGGCAGCUGGUGAUUGUCGGCGCCUGGGUGCUUGUGCUGCUGACGUGGUCUGGUGUUGCGGCGCUCGAAAUGAGCCACCGCUGGCAGGCUAGCACGGUGAUGCUCCUGCUGUUGGCAUCGCGCGCCCUUGGCGGCCUUUCUGUGACUUUUGUUUCUACCCCCCUGGAAGCCCUGGCCUUCCAGGGGGCCUCCAUGCGCAAUCGCGCCACGUUGUCGCUUUGCUACUUCCUCUCUUUGGGUGUGGGCAUGUGUCUGGGCCCCCUGCUGUGUUCCACACUGCUUGAGAUCUACAAGGCAAGUGACGCUUCCGUGAGUGGCCAGGGCGUCGUGAGUUUCGUGGGGACGCUCUGGUCGAUCUACGCCCUUUUGCUGACCAUGUUUCUCCCCAAUCUUCCCGAAGGAGAAGAGAGCGUGUGGAGCCUUGAGGACCAGGAGGGAGGGGUGGAGGAUGAUCAUUGGGAUGGCGUCAGUGAGGCGCAACGCAAGUCCCUGGUCUGCGCGGUUGUGAGCUUCACAGCCGAGCGGGCCUUCACGAGCAGCGCCAUCGAAGUAGCCACCGGCCUGAUUCUGGAGACGCAGUAUGGGUGGAAGGUGCAAUCCAUCGGCUUCGUGAUGGGUGCAGUCUUCGCGGGUACGGUCGUGAUGGGUUGCCUGGCCCUGUUCGUUCGAGGGCGGUGGGUGUCAGAUCGCCAUCUCAUGAUGAUCUUGGCCGUUGCCAGUACCUUGGGGUCACUUUGCUUUGUUGAUUGGGCAGGUGUUGGUGGUCCACAUUCGGCCUUUCUGCUCCUAGUCGCGGACGUCCUCAACUUUACCUGCAUGUUCCAACUCUCCGGAUUUAUGGAUGGUGUUGCCAUGCAAGCCGCGGUCCCGAAUUCCCGCUGCAGCUUGCAAAACUACAUCGUCUGGAAGAAGCUGGCGAUCUUCAUUCCGCGAGCCUUGGCGCCGCCUCUUGUGCGAUGUGUGAUCGGCGCCUUGGGGCGGAACGCCUACGCUGCGGCACAGAUCGCCCUAACCCUCACCGCUGUGACCAGCGUGGGUUUCGUGGCCCCCUUUGCCAAAGGAGAGGAGCCUCCAUCCAAUCUUCCCUGGCAGCCGGAGAAGCUGCAGACGCCACAAUGA
Symbiodinium natans is the source of this 2283-nucleotide messenger RNA. The record is from the annotation of a GenBank genome assembly. Lineage: Eukaryota; Dinophyceae; Suessiales; Symbiodiniaceae.